CCCACAAGGCUAUGCGAAGGACUGCCCCAAACCUAAGAGCACGCUACGUACAGUUUACUGCCUGCAGACCAUCCCUGAGAUGAAGCUGCUGUUGAAAUCCCCUUACCAAGAAAGAACAUUAAUAUUAGCAAGACUGUGGUGGUGGUGCACGCCUUUAAUCAUAGCACUUGGAAGACAGAGUUCUUACGAGAAUACAGUGGAGGAGGUAUUGCUCUGAAUAUUUCAUCCCUCUGGAUCUGGACAAAUAUUUCAGAAAUGGUGUCAUUCAGUGAUGUGGCCAUUGAUUUCUCUGCAGAGGAGUGUGAAUGGCUGGACCCUGCUCAGUGGAAUCUGUACAGGGAUGUGAUGUUGGAGAAUUUCAGCAACCUUGUGUUCCUGGGACUUACCUCCUCUAAGCCUUCACUGGUCACAUUUCUGGAGCAAGGACAAGGACCUUCAGACAUGAAGAGACAAGCAGCAGCUGCCAUGGAAACAGGAAACAAACACUCUACUGGCAAAGAAUGUGGCAAAGCUCCUCCUUGGAACUCACAACCUAUUAGCCACCAGAAAAUUAAUCUAAGAAAGAAGCCAUAUAAGUGUGAAGAAUGUGCUAAGACUUUCCGUUCUCCAUCCUUACUUUGUGUGCACAGGAGAAUACAUAUGGGAGAAAAAGCCUACAGUUGUGAAGUAUGUGACAAGGCCUUCCAUGUUCCAUCGUUACUUUCAAAACACAAAAUUGUUCAUACAGGGCAGAAACCCUACAAGUGUGAAGUAUGCGGGAAGGCCUUCUAUUUUUCAACACGACUUUCUCUACACAAAAGAAUUCAUAUGCAAGUGAAACCCUACAAGUGUGAAAUAUGUGGGAAGGCCUUCUAUUUUCCAUCACGACUUUCUCUACACAAAAGAAUUCAUAUACGAGUGAAACCCUACAAGUGUGAAGUAUGUGGCAAAUCUUUCUGUUUACCCUCACGACUUUCUGAACACAUGAGAAUUCAUAGAGCAGAAAAGCCCUACAAGUGUGAAGCAUGUGGCAAGACCUUCAAUUAUCCAUCACAACUUUCUAUACACAGUAAGAUUCAUACAGGAGAGAAGCCCUACAAGUGUGAGGUAUGUGGCAAGGCCUUCUGUUUUCCAUCAAAACUUUCUCUACACAAUAAAAUCCAUACAGGAGUGAAACCCUACCAGUGUGAGGUAUGUGGCAAGGCCUUCUAUUUUCCAUCACAACUUACUAUACACGAGAGGAUUCAUACAGGAGAGACACCCUACCAGUGUGAGGUGUGUGGCAAAACUUUCUAUGUUUCAUCACAACUUUCUGUACACAAGAGGAUUCAUACAGAAGAGAAACCCUACAAGUGUGAAGUGUGUGGGAAGGCCUUCUGUGUUCCAUCACAAUUUUCUGAACACCAGAAAAUUCAUACAGGAGUCAAACCCUACAAGUGUGAAGUUUGUGGGAAGGCCUUCUGUGUUCCAUCACGACUUUCUGAACACCAAAGAUUUCAUACAGGAGUCAAACCCUACAAGUGUGAAGUGUGUGGGAAGGCCUUCUAUUUCCCAUCACGACUUUCUGACCACAAGAGAAUUCAUACAGAAGAGAGAUCGUUCAAGUGUGAAGUAUGUGACAAGGCCUUCAAAAGUAAACCAGUACUGUCUGUACACAAGAGGAUUCAUACAGGAGAGAAGCCCUACAAGUGUGAAGUGUGUGGCAAAGCCUACAGUCGGCGAUCAGGACUUUCCGCACAUAUGUGGAUUCAUAUAGGAGAGAAACCCUACAAGUGUGAAGUGUGUGGCAAGGCCUACAACAGUCGAGCAGGACUUUCCGUGCACACGAGGGUUCAUACAGGAGAGAAACCCUACGAGUGUCAAGUAUGUAACAAAGCCUACAAGAGUCGAUCAGGACUCUCGGCACACAAAAAAAUUCAUACAUGAGAGAAACCCUCCAAGUGUCAGGUAUGUGUCAAGGACUUCUAUGUUCCAUCACACGUUUCUGAACACUAGAACAGUCAUACAGGAGUGAACCUCUUCUAGUGUCAAGUGUGUGACAAAGCUUUCUAUAUUCCAUCACAACUUCCUGUACACAAGAGGAUUCAUAUUGAAGAGAAACCCUACAAAUGUGAACUAUGUGGUCAGGCCUUUACUGAUAUUUCAUGACUUUCUAAAUCUGUGAGCAUUCAUACAGGAGAGAGACGUUAAAAUUGUAAAGUGUAGCAAGGCUUUCAAUCCUCCAUCAGCACUCUCUAGACACAAAAGAAAUCAUACAGGAUGGAACCCUGGAAGUGGGAAGUAUGUGUCAUGGUUCCAUGCUGCAUCAUUAUUUAAAGUAUUUGAGAGAAUUCAUACAGGCAAGAAAUCAUACCACUCUGUAGAAAGGCCUCUAUAUUCCAUCAUGACUUUCUGUACAGAAGAGCUUUCAUAUAGGAGAGAAAUCAUACAUGUGUUUAAUGUAUGGCACAUCCUUCACUCAUCAGGACUGCCUAUAUACAUGAGCAUUCAUACAGGAAAAAAACCCUAAAACUAAGAAGUACGUGGCAAAGUCUUCCACUUUCCAUCAUUACUUUCAGAACACAAGGCAUUCAUAUAGGAGAGAAACCCUACAAAUAUGAAAUGUGUGACAAGAUCUUUAAAAUGUCACAGAUUCUUUCUGCUCACUUAAUAAUCCAUUCUGGAAAGAAA
Myodes glareolus (Bank vole) is the source of this 2649-nucleotide messenger RNA. The record is from RefSeq and is a predicted model, not a curated record. NCBI's taxonomy places the organism in Eukaryota, Metazoa, Chordata, Mammalia, Rodentia, Cricetidae.